AUGCGGUAUACAUUCUCAGACGAAAAGAAAGCGACGACGACGACGACGUCGCGAGCCAAGUCGCAGGCCCGCCUCUUAAACUCGGCGAGCUACCGCCGAGCAGCUAGAACCACUCUUCGGCACUCAUACGGGAUGGGCAUGUGGCGAGCCGUUGCGCUGCUCGCUUGCCUUUCUGCCACACAUGCCGCACUCUUCACAGAAGGAGGAGCGGUCCAAAAUGGAAAAGAUAACAAAGCCAACAAAUAUGUUGAAUUUGCGCAUGAUGACAAGAUAAAUAAGGAGGACUUGUUGAAGUACUAUGGAAAGGAAGUGGAACAAUACAAAGAUGAUGACAGCUACAUGGAGUACCUCAUUGAGUACAUGAAAAGUCAUCCAGUUCCGGCCCAGUUUCCCAAUUUUGAGCAAGAAGCAGAACAAGAACAUCAGGAUGAGCUCAACCAGUGGCUGGAGCAACUCAUGAAUGAGCAGGAGCUUCUAGAACCAGCCAAUGCCGCUGUCAAGGAUGCUGAACAGAAGGCACCUUUGGCUCCAGUGCAUCACAAGCAAGUUGCUCAGAAACCUGCCCAGGAGCCAUUUGACUUGGAUGAUUUGUUGAGAGGAGAGCUGAUGCUCGAGAAUGAAAUCGCCAAGGAAUCAGAGCUCAAGAAGACCCAGGAGAAGCUGUCCGAGCAGACACCUUCCGCCAAGGCGAACGUCGAGUCGCUCGAAAGUGCGAUGCAGACUGCCACUGGUGAGCCACAGGUACCCCAGAAAAAAGGACAAAACGAGUUCGUCUCGUUUGUGGAACAAGAGCCCCAACCAGCCAAGCAGACCAUCUCUUCUCAAACCGUUGACAAACGCCGUCUUGCUACCUCAGCUGAGUAUUCAGGAAGUGCACCGAGAUACAGUAGCAGCAGCCUUCUGCUUUUAGCAGUCGGAACUGUUAUGUGUGUUGGACUUAUUGGUACCGUCGCCGGAGGAACCUAUUACUACAAGAACAACAGACGUACCGAGACCCCAGAUGAUGGAGAGUACGCUCCAUACGCCGGAACUGGACCAGGAUUCCGUAAGAACAAGGGAAACAAGGGAGAUGAGACUUUGGCCUACAAAGCCCAACUCCACCAGUACCAGCAGGCAAAACAGAAGAUCAUCUGCGGAGAAGAUGCGCCAGGAAUCAUCGAGUCCGACGGAGAAGACGGUGCGGACGAAGAGAACAACUACAGUGUCUACGAGUGCCCGGGUCUUGCUCCAACUGGUGACAUCGAAGUUUGCAACCCGAACUUUGCUGCUCAGCCCUAAAUUCGACGUGGUGCUCGAUGAACAUAUCGGCAACCUCUCCUUUGUAUUUAGCCUCUUUCGAGAAAUCGAAUAAUUAUCAACUACCUUGUAUUCUCAACAAAAAAGUUAAAUGAUAAUAACAAUUGAAACAACAACGUUUUUCUAUUUCAAAAAUAACAUGAUCAGUCUUUUCGACAACAACCAUCAUUUUCAUCAUCUUUUUCAUUCAUUUUUUCAAAGCCACAACAAAAAAAAUACUUAAAAACCCCCUUCAGCCUUAACACCUGAAGGGUUGGAAAACCAAGACAACUUUCUUAAAUUCCUGUUUGUAAAAACUAAGCGUACUGCUUAGUUCUCUUUUCUGUCUUAAAAUUGCUUCCCCUUUCCGUUGUUGAAUCGUUCCCCCCUAUAACCAACAAUUUCGUAGUUUGUGCAUAACACCGGUGAAAAGAGAGAGUACCAUCUAACACAUUUCCACAUUUUUCUAAUCGUUUAUUGUAAACUUUUUCUUCUCCGAAUCAGAAUUCCUAAUUUCAUUUUUGUGAGAUAAAAAAAAGAGAUCCGUUUGUCAACCACCCCAUUCAUCAUCAUUUACCAUCGAUGAGUUCGUUCGCACACCUCGACCCACCGAGUCCACUAUAAAUUUAUCCGAGUGAAAUUUUGGAUAAUAAAUCAUUCAUGUUG
Caenorhabditis elegans is the source of this 1941-nucleotide messenger RNA. RefSeq names its product Protein cab-1 (gene cab-1). The record is from RefSeq and is marked reviewed. The transcript has 7 exons. Lineage: Eukaryota; Metazoa; Nematoda; Chromadorea; Rhabditida; Rhabditidae. Gene Ontology annotation, cellular component: membrane; synapse. The coding region runs from base 1 to 1278 and encodes 425 amino acids.